This is a messenger RNA of Staurois parvus, 302 nucleotides long. NCBI's taxonomy places the organism in Eukaryota, Metazoa, Chordata, Amphibia, Anura, Ranidae. The record is from the annotation of a GenBank genome assembly.
GGGUCCGGGGAGACCAGAUAUAGUGAAUGCAGGGUUCCCGGGAGACCGGAUAUAGUGAAUGCAGGGUCCGGGGAGAGCGGAUAUAGUGAAUGCAGGGGUCCGGGGAGAGCGGAUAUAGUGAAUGCAGGGUCCGGGGAGAGCGGAUAUAGUGAAUGCAGGGUCCGGGGAGAGCGGAUAUAGUGAAUGCAGGGUCCGGGGAGAGCGGAUAUAGUGAAUGCAGGGUCCGGGGAGAGCGGAUAUAGUGAAUGCAGGGUCCGGAGAGACCAGAUAUGGUGAAUGCGGGGUCCGGGGAGACCAGAUAU